AUGGCACCUAAGAGACGCAUCUCUACACCUUCGGCAGCGCAGCGCAAUCAACAAGCGACCAUCUCGUUUAGCAAGCAGGGUCUCAACCGCGUCACCAAAACCACUGCUCAGCGCGACUCCAAGCCCACCAAGAAAAACGACGCUCUGCUAGAAGCAGUAUCAACUCAUGCUAUCAGCCGACCCACCACAGCCGAUGCUGCCAUUGAAGAACAAGCCGAAGCCGAACUUGUCAACAUCAAAGCUCCGAAAAGCGAGCCCCACUCUAGCGACGAGCCUGAUGACUAUGAGAAGCGCGCCAUCAAGAUCACCAAUGCUCAAAUCAAAAAGUACUGGGAGCAAAAGGAAGCUGAAAGAAAAGCACCUCGUGUUCAUCAACAGGGACUCGACAUGUCGGAAAAGAUCCUGAGGGAGUUUGACAUGAGUGGACAGUACGGCCCGUGCAUUGGCAUUGCCAGAGUCAAGCGCUGGAGGAGAGCCAACACUUUGGGUCUCAAUCCUCCCAUCGAAGUGCUGGCAGUCUUGCUCAAGGCCAACGACAAGGACAAGAGCAGAAUGCAGCGCGCUCAUGUUGACGAGUUGAUGAGCUCGAGAUUCAUCGAGACAUAG
Messenger RNA from Aureobasidium melanogenum CBS 110374, 606 nucleotides. RefSeq lists its product as uncharacterized. Gene Ontology annotation, molecular function: DNA-directed DNA polymerase activity. Gene Ontology annotation, biological process: DNA synthesis involved in DNA repair; DNA-templated DNA replication. Gene Ontology annotation, cellular component: delta DNA polymerase complex. The transcript has 2 exons. Lineage: Eukaryota; Fungi; Ascomycota; Dothideomycetes; Dothideales; Saccotheciaceae. The coding region runs from base 1 to 606 and encodes 201 amino acids. The record is from RefSeq and is a predicted model, not a curated record.